AUGUCGACUGAAGAAUCAAAUAAUGAUACUACAAAAUAUCGACGUCCAUCACCGACUCAAUCAAAACAACCAUCGACAGAAAAUUCUAAAGAUGGUGAAUCUACAACAACAAUAUUAUGUGACGUAUGUCAUAUAAUUCGUGAUCUUGUUUUAUUUUUUUGUCGUCGUAUUAUAUUUGGACCACCAAUAUUUAAAUUACUUGUUUCGUUUACUAUUAUCAUAAUUGGUUCCAUGUUAAAAUCAUUAGGUUUAGCACCAACGUCAUAUUUUUCAUUAAAAACAAAUAUAUUUAAUACAUAUUUUGCUAAACUUGGUUGGGGAUGGACAAUGGGUUUAUUAAUUCCAUUUAUUUAUUUAACUUAUAUAACAACAUGUAGUCAUUAUCAAAUAAUAACACGUCAUUUAGUUCGUUUACUUAUUGCAACUGGUGUUUGGUUUAUAAUUACAUACUUAUUUGUUAAUGUUGAAGCACAUACAGGCCUGUGUAAACAUGAAACUAUGCGAGGAGUUUCAAGAAAAGUUUGUGUUAGUGGUGGUUAUGAAUGGCAAGAAGGAUAUGAUUUUAGUGGACAUGUAUUUUUACUUCUUUAUGCUAUAUUAAUAAUUAAUGAAGAAGUUAAAUCUUAUGAUAAAGGUACAAACAAAGUUGAUCAAGCAAAUAAAGUAGUACAUGAGAGUGGUGAUACAUUAUCAAAUAUAAAUCAUGAAUAUCUUAAUAUAGUUUCGAAAAUUAUUCAAAUAAAUUAUGUUCUAUUAGCAGCAUUAACUAUUCUUUGGGAAUUUAUGAUUUUAUCAACAGCUUUAUAUUUUCAUCAUACUUUACAUAAAAUAAUAGCUGCUAGUGUUGCAGUAUUUUUUUGGUAUAUUACUUAUUAUGUAUGGUAUCGUCCAAAUAGUAGUUCAUUUUUAUAUCCAUCAUCACCUAAAGAUUAA
This is a messenger RNA of Rotaria sordida, 933 nucleotides long. NCBI's taxonomy places the organism in Eukaryota, Metazoa, Rotifera, Eurotatoria, Philodinida, Philodinidae. The record is from the annotation of a GenBank genome assembly.